This is a messenger RNA of Aspergillus melleus, 2225 nucleotides long. RefSeq names its product acetyl-coenzyme A synthetase 2. The transcript is spliced from 4 exons. The record is from RefSeq and is a predicted model, not a curated record. The coding region runs from base 409 to 1998 and encodes 529 amino acids. Gene Ontology annotation, cellular component: cytosol. Gene Ontology annotation, molecular function: AMP binding; acetyl-CoA synthetase activity. Lineage: Eukaryota; Fungi; Ascomycota; Eurotiomycetes; Eurotiales; Aspergillaceae.
GUUGCAAAUUGGCUGCCUCCACCGGACACCCGGGGAGCGGGACCUCAACGAUUGUCUUCUCUUGCCUUAGACUGUUCGUGUUUUUUUAAAUAACGGCCCUUCGUCCCCCUCCCCAAUCCCCAUCUCUUUCCGUUUUCAUCCUUUCUCACUUCCUCCUCUUCCCUCUACCUCUUCCCCUUUCUUAAUCCGUAUACUGCAGCCUUCUUGCGGAGCGGCUUCCUGAUCGACCGACGAACGCCCCCCCUCUUUUUCCUUAUAUAAUUAACUCCACCCCACUUCGGCGGCGACGAUAAUUUUACUUUCCCGUUGGGUUACAAUUGGAUUUAACUCCAUACCCUUUUCCCCUCUUCGCCGCUUCUUCUUUCCCAUCUUUGUACGGCUUAGGAUUCUAUCCUUGUUAUCGCAAUCAUGUCCGACGGCUCCGUUCUACCCCCCAAGCCGUCUGUGGUGCUGGAGGCCCACGAAGUCGACACUUUCCAUGUCCCCAAAGCAUUCUACGAUAAACACCCCACAGGCACUCACUUGAAAGACCUGGACGAGUACAAGCAGCUGUAUGAAGAGUCGAUCCGUAAACCUGACGUUUUCUGGGCCCGCAUGGCCCGCGAGCUUCUCACCUUUGAGAGAGACUUCCAAACGACUCACAUCGGCUCCCUAGAGAAUGGAGAUAGCGCCUGGUUCCCCGAGGGCCGUCUGAAUGCCUCCUUCAACUGUGUUGACCGUCAUGCCAUCAAAGACCCCAACAAGGUCGCCAUCAUCUACGAAGCCGACGAACCCAAUGAGAGCCGCACGAUUACCUACAGCGAAUUGCUGCGCGAAGUGUCCCGUGUCGCUUGGGUGUUGAAGCAGCACGGCGUGAAGAAGGGUGAUACCGUGGCCCUCUACCUUCCCAUGAUUCCCGAGGCCCUCGUCGCCUUCUUGGCCUGCUCUCGUAUCGGUGCCAUCCACUCCGUCGUUUUCGCCGGUUUCUCCUCCGAUUCUCUUCGUGACCGUGUCUUGGACGCCGGCUCCAAGGUGGUGAUUACGACGGACGAGGGCAAGCGUGGCGGAAAGGUGAUCGGUACCAAGCGCAUCGUCGACGAGGCUCUCAAGCAGUGCCCCGACGUCUCCAGCGUUCUCGUCUACAAGCGCACCGGCGCCGAGGUCCCCUGGACCAAGGGCCGUGACAUUUGGUGGCACGAAGAGGUCGAGAAAUACCCCAACUAUAUUGCCCCUGAGCCGAUGGCUUCCGAGGACCCUCUGUUCUUGCUCUACACCUCCGGUUCCACCGGUAAGCCCAAGGGUGUCAUGCACAGCACCGCCGGAUACUUGCUCGGCGCUGCCAUGACCGGUAAAUACGUCUUUGACAUCCAUGAUGAUGACCGCUUCUUCUGUGGUGGUGACGUUGGCUGGAUUACCGGUCACACCUACGUGGUGUAUGCACCUUUGUUGCUGGGAUGUGCCACCGUGGUCUUCGAGAGUACCCCUGCCUACCCUAACUUUUCGCGUUACUGGGACGUGAUCGAGAAGCACAAGGUGACUCAAUUCUACGUGGCCCCCACUGCGCUGCGACUGCUCAAGCGCGCUGGUGAUGAGCACAUCCACCACAAGAUGGCUCACUUGCGAAUUUUGGGCUCUGUCGGUGAGCCCAUUGCGGCCGAGGUCUGGAAGUGGUACUUCGAGAAGGUUGGAAAGGAAGAGGCGCACAUUUGCGACACCUACUGGCAAACCGAAACCGGUUCGCACGUUAUUACUCCCUUGGGUGGUAUUACACCGACCAAGCCGGGAAGUGCGUCGCUGCCCUUCUUUGGAGUCGAGCCCGCCAUCAUCGACCCAGUUUCCGGAGAGGAGAUCUCGGGCAACGAUGUGGAGGGUGUCUUGGCCUUCAAGCAGCCUUGGCCUAGCAUGGCGCGCACCGUGUGGGGUGCUCACAAGCGUUACAUGGACACCUACCUGAACGUCUACAAGGGAUACUACGUAAGAGCCGACUCCUACCCAUUUCCACCGAUAUCUCCUGGCUAACAUAUUGACCCCGACAGUUCACCGGUGACGGUGCUGGCCGUGACCACGACGGAUACUACUGGAUCCGCGGCCGUGUGGACGACGUUGUCAACGUCUCUGGCCACCGUCUCUCGACCGCUGAAAUCGAGGCUGCCCUGCUUGAGCACCGUAAGUCUCGCUGCUAAAACUUGAUUAAAAGCAUUUCCGUCUGACUUUCAAUGACAGAUAUGGUUGCCGAGGCCGCCGUG